Messenger RNA from Phyllotreta striolata, 334 nucleotides. The record is from the annotation of a GenBank genome assembly. Lineage: Eukaryota; Metazoa; Arthropoda; Insecta; Coleoptera; Chrysomelidae.
UGAGUUUCUUCUUCUUCUUUCUUUUCUUCUAAGUGUCAGAUUUGUUAUUGUUAGCAAUUGUGUAUUGCAAUGGCAAAGUCAAAGAAUCAUACCAAUCACAACCAAAACCGUAAAGCUCAUCGUAAUGGCAUCAAAAAACCCACUAGAUACCGUCAUGAAUCUACUUUAGGGAUGGAUGCCAAAUUCUUGAGAAACCAAAGGUUUUCGAAGAGGCAUAAUUUAAGCACGAAACAACAACUCAAAAGGGCGGCAGAGAGAAAAGCAGAAAAAACUGCGAAGAAAUGAUUUGUUCUUAAUGACCAAUAAAUAAUUUUGUAAGCAAUGAUUUUUUUUA